Stegastes partitus (bicolor damselfish) is the source of this 1848-nucleotide messenger RNA. It is a transcript of the gene cunh5orf34, whose product is annotated as chromosome unknown C5orf34 homolog. Bases 1 to 1599 code for a protein of 532 amino acids. The record is from RefSeq and is a predicted model, not a curated record. NCBI's taxonomy places the organism in Eukaryota, Metazoa, Chordata, Actinopteri, Pomacentridae. The transcript is spliced from 11 exons.
AUGGAAACCGACGCCGGUGUCAGUUUGAUGAUAAUGUAUGAGGACGAGUCGGUGGAUGUUCGUUACGGAAACGGAGCACAGUUACAGCUGUCACCGUGUGGCUGUGAAUUCACGCUGGUGAAACCCGCGGACCCCCGAGGACUGCUGCCCCCCGACAGAGUCCGACAGAGGAGCCGGUUCACCAUCAGCACCUACAAGGAGCUGAUGGUAGCUGCACUGGCUUUCAGGAAUAAUUAUGCUAGUCGGCCAUAUCUGCCAGAGGAACUCACCCCUGCUGACCUCAAGAAGCCUUUUUUCAGUAUUGAUUCAGCUGUGCAGUGGCCUGAGCCGUUGUCUUACCAGGCUGUGCUUGGACCCGGAGGCGAGACCAUCGUCAGGUCAGAGGAGGGACGAGCUGCGUUGGUGCUCUCGCCUUCGGGUGAAGAAUUCUCCGUCGAGUUCACAUGCAGCCUGAGUCGAAACCAGCACCAUGACAUGCAGCGUUUAAACAGAGAUGGCGGUGAGCAGCAAGCGAGCAAUCGGAUCUGUGACAGCACCAGUGAUCGGACCGAGGAGGUUCAUCAGGGAGGGAGAAGCGGAAGGAAAAAUCUGACUAGAUCAAGGUCUCCUCAGAUGGUCAGCACUGCACAGCCAAAGCCUGAACAGAUAUAUCAGUCCACUACAGUGGUACAGCAUCACUCUUGCUGUGCUGUUGAUCCUGUGUGGGCCUACCCUCUCUCCUUGGCUCACUAUCACUGGACAGCUCGUCUCUCCAAAUCUAAAGAUGUUGGAACAGAGAGAGGGAGCAAUUCUAGUCUGGUAGACAGGAGAAUAAACACAUUGGAUAUCCCCAGUGAAGAAAGAAAGACCCACCUUCCUCAGGCCCUGCCUCUAACAUGUCCAUCACCUCACAGACACAGGUGGAAGGUUAAAGACCCCCUGGCCAAAGAAGAACAUUCAGACCUUCCUACAGAGCCAGUUAAAAUAAUAUGGUGUCAAGGAGUUACCUAUAGGAUUCUGAGUGGAGCUGUCUCAGUCAUAGAGGUUUCCCCAGGAGAUGGAUCCAUCAUCCGGUCUAACGGUGUCCUCACCUCUUAUUUUACCCACCUCAAACCUGAGCUCCAGUCAGUUCAGGUGAAGGAGGUAACUUACUUUUUAAACAGUCUUCCGCCCGAUGUGCUUGGACAGGCCUACUCUGUUUGCUCUAUAGUGAGUCGAGCAAGUAGGAUCCUCACUUGCUACAACCAGGCCAAGGAGUCACUAAAGCUUCCUGCCACACCCAGCUGCUUGCAAGCGGUCAAACAAGACAUACAUUUUUCUAAACCAGCCCCACUUGAAGAAAACCUGUCCAAUGCUGUGCAACACAUACAUUUAACAGAGACAGCAGACACUGUGUCAGAUCUUGUUGCUGCAGAACUGGAGAAGAUAAAGCGAUUCAACUUUUUGCUGGAAAACAGCCACCUGCUGAGGAAUAAGAAAGGGCACGCAGACCUGGAAGGCAGCUCUGCAGAAGUCACUCAUGAACCAGUAAAUGAGAACUGCAUUGCUGAAGCUCUUCAAAGGACAUCUAAAGCCAUACAGGAUAUUGAUGCUCUCAUAUCUGCAACCGCACUGACUUAAAAGAGUCUUUUAAGUUAAAUAAGACAAACAUGCAAAUGAGUUGGCCUGCAAAAACUUAAAGCUGUACAGACUCUCAAAUAAAGACCUCUUUUAAUGUGAUGGUAGCACAUAGUGUUUUCACACAUUGCGUUAAACUGCUUAAUGUGCAAACACAGAAUCAAACAGCAUGCAUGCAGCAGUGCUUGAAACAUGAGUUUCCCACAAAUCCUAAAAGAGCAAGAAAACCCAAUUAAAAAUAUAUGACAAAAA